AUGGACGUCCUCCCAGAGAACAUACGCCUUCGGCGUGCAAAGCCACUCAGCGACUUCGAUGAGAAGCGGAAUCUGUGCACCGACAUCCAUGAUCCUCGAGUGGACGACUCUGGAAACUUUGAGUUUGGAGGCUCUGUGGGCUGUCUUGCCCUAAUGGUUGGGUUUCCCCUGUUGAUGUACUAUAUGUGGAUUGGCGCUACGUAUUAUGAUGGCCAUCUUCCACUCCCACACGAUAAUCAAACCUGGAAAGAGUUUGGAGAGCACCUUUUUAAUCUCGUCUACACGGGUGCCUAUCCGAGCGGUCGAGCAUGGCGCAUCUACUGGGCCUACUACGUCUUCGAGGCCGCAUGCUAUAUUAUACUUCCUGGCUUCGAAUCGUACGGAAAGCCCAUCGCCCACGAAGGAGGCAGGCAGCUCAAGUACCAUUGUUCUGCAUACGCCAGCCUGUAUGUGACUAUACUCACUAUGAUCGCCUUGCACACCUCCGGAAAAUUCCAGAUUUACACCUUCCUUGACGAGUUCGGCCCAUUGAUGUCGGUUGCAAUCAUCUCGGGCUUUCUAAUGAGCAUCUACGCCUAUAUCUCUGCCUUUGCCCGUGGAACGCAUCAUCGAUUAACUGGCUAUCCGAUUUAUGAUUUUUUCAUGGGCGCCGAGUUGAACCCCCGCCUGUUCGGAAUCCUGGAUUUCAAAAUGUUCUACGAAGUCCGCAUUCCCUGGUUCAUGUUGCUAGGCUUCAGCAGUGCUGCCGCUGCCCGACAGUAUGAGAAGUAUGGAUAUGUCUCUGGAGAAGUCUUGUUCUUGGUGAUGGCCCAUUUCCUGUACGCGAACGCCUGUGCGAAGGGGGAGCAUCUGAUCACUACCAGCUGGGAUAUGCACUACGAGAAGCUAGGAUUCAUGUUGACCUUUUGGAACCUCGCCGGCGUCCCUAUGUCUUACUGCCAUUGUACGCUGUAUCUGGCUAAUCGAGACCCUGCGACUUAUGCAUGGAACAAGUACGCUCUGGGUGUCCUCUACGCCUCCUAUCUGUUCGCCUACUAUGUAUGGGACACGACCAAUAGCCAGAAGAACUCCUUCCGCCUGAUGGAGAGAGGCACCUUUGUCAAACGAAAGACAUUCCCUCAGCUCCCUUGGCAGGAGAUACAUAAUCCGCGAACAAUCAGCACCAGCUGUGGCGAGAAGAUCCUGGCCGACGGAUGGUAUGGCUACGCUCGCAAAAUCCAUUACACCUGCGACACUUUCUUUGCCAUUUCCUGGGGACUUAUCACCGGAUUUGACAGCCCCUUCCCCUGGUUUUACUCUGUGUUUUUCGUGAUCAUGAUCGCCCAUCGAACUAUGCGGGAUGUGGCCAAGUGCAGGAAGAAGUACGGCAAAGCAUGGACGGAGUAUGAGCGUCUGGUCCCUUAUCUCUUCAUACCGCACGUGGUUUAG
Molecule: messenger RNA, 1428 nt
Organism: Aspergillus versicolor CBS 583.65
Lineage: Eukaryota; Fungi; Ascomycota; Eurotiomycetes; Eurotiales; Aspergillaceae
Exons: 2
Coding region: 1-1428 (475 amino acids)
Biological process (GO): ergosterol biosynthetic process
Cellular component (GO): endoplasmic reticulum membrane
Molecular function (GO): Delta24(24-1) sterol reductase activity
Source: RefSeq, a predicted model, not a curated record